Xenopus tropicalis (tropical clawed frog) is the source of this 2271-nucleotide messenger RNA. RefSeq names its product gastrula zinc finger protein xFG20-1-like. The record is from RefSeq and is a predicted model, not a curated record. The coding region runs from base 346 to 2025 and encodes 559 amino acids. The transcript is spliced from 4 exons. Gene Ontology annotation, cellular component: nucleus. NCBI's taxonomy places the organism in Eukaryota, Metazoa, Chordata, Amphibia, Anura, Pipidae.
UGUUACACUCACUGUGGGAUUGUUUGGAGAGAGAAACGCGUUUGUAUUGUCCUCUCUGUGUCUGUCUGCCAUUCCUCCUCUCCUGCCCUCACAUCUCCAGCCUGGGCUGCUGGACCCCGGGGGCACAUUUCUGGCAGAUAACUGAGUGGCUGUUCCAGUGAUUCCCAGUGUGGCUGAGUGAGACAAUAUCCAGGUUGGUUUGGCUCAGAGAGACACUCAUUCCCUGUAUAUUCAGAGAAUUGCUGAAACGCAGAGACACGGCGCAACUCUCGUCAUCAUUAACUUUAUCGUUAAGACACCAGGAACCCCGGAUGCACCUUGUAGCGGUCACAGCCGAGUAAUCAGAUGUUCUGCAAGGAAGAGGAACCGAAUGAGUGGACUCGGUGUGAGCAACAAAAUGGACUCCUGUCUGAUUAUGACCAGAAUUACAGAGAUGGGGAAGAAGCGCCACAGAUCCAUCACUUACACAAAGUAGAAGUCGAUUUCCCCUGUACAGAGAAUGAGGAAAUAGUCUCCCCUAACAAUAUCCUGAAUCCCCAGGAGAGAACCCCUACAGGGGAGAAGCCGUUCUCUUGCACGUUAUGUGGGAAAACCUUCACUCGGAAGCCCAACUUUGAGGCGCAUCAGAGAACCCACACGGGGGAAAAGCCUUUCUCGUGUACAGAAUGCGGCAAAGCGUUUGCUUGGAAGUGCAACCUUCAGAUUCACUACGCGGUGCACUCCGGGGAGAAACCGUUCGCUUGCACCGAAUGCGACAAAGCCUUCUCCAAGAAGUGCCAGCUGCAGUCGCAUUACAAGGUACACACCGGGGAGAAACCAUUCGCGUGCGCACAGUGUGGGAAAUCCUUCUCUCACAAGUGUGUGCUGGAGGCGCACGAGAGAACCCACACGGGGGACAAGCCCUUCUCUUGUACGGAAUGCGGGAAACGGUUCUCUCAAAUAGGCAACCUUCACAAGCACAAGAAAACCCACGCGCAGCAUACGCCCCACCCCUGCGCCGAAUGCGGCAAGACCUUCUCCUUUAAGAGCAGCCUUUUAGAACACCAAAAGAUUCAUUUAGAGCUGAAACCUCUCCCUUGUGCGGAAUGCGGGAGAACCUUCGCCAAUAAGCAGGCCCUUCUGACGCACCAGGGAACCCACACGGAGGAGAAACCGUUCCCUUGUACCGAAUGCGGGAAAAGCUUCUCGAUGGAAUACAUCCUGCUCAUCCAUCAGAAAACCCACACGGGGGCGAACCCCUUGGCUUGUACCGAGUGCGGGAAAACGUUCAGCACGAAGGACAAACUUCAGUCGCACUGCAGAGAACACACCGGGGAGAAACCCUUUGCCUGUUCGGAAUGUGGGAAAACCUUCUUUUACAAAAGCGUCCUCAAGGAACACCUGGUAACCCACACGGGGGUGAAGCCGUACCAUUGCACGGAAUGCGGGAAGCAGUACACGCAUCAGACCAGUUUAAAGGCGCACCAGCGAACACACACGGGGGAGAAACCGUACACUUGCACGCAGUGCGGGAAAAGCUUCUCUCAUAAGAGCAAACUCAAUGCGCAUUAUAAACGGCACUCGGGGGAGAAACCAUUCACCUGCACAGAAUGCGGAAAGGCCUUUACUAAGAACGAGCAGCUGCAGUCGCAUUACAAAGUGCACACCGGGGAGAAACCGUACUCGUGCGCGCAGUGUGGGAGAGCCUUCUCUCACAAAUGUGUGCUGAAGACGCAUCAGAGAACCCACACGGGGGACAAGCCCUUCUCUUGCACCGAGUGUGGGAAAACAUUCACUCGCAAGCCCAACUUCGAGGCGCAUCUGAGAACCCACUCGGGGGAGAAACCGUUUGUGUGUACGGAAUGUGGCAAAGCCUUCGCAUGGAAGAGAAACCUUCAGGCUCAUUACACGGUGCACACGGGGGAGAAGCGCUUCACGUGCAAAGAAUGUGGCCAAACGUUUGCCUGGAAGAGCAACCUCCGCGCUCACUACGCCGUGCACACCCGCGAGAAACCCCCCCCACAGGCCUACAGUGAAGUCCUAUAAGUACCCACACGGUGCAACAAGCUGAAAUCAUGACAUGAAGAAACAGGGGAAUUUCCUCGUACACUGGAGAGUUUGUUUCACGGGACCACGAAGUGUGUAAAACAUGGAACUGCUUUCCCACAACAGAGCACAAACACACACAUGUAAUCUGUUUUAUGUGAUUAUUAUGAAUGUGUAACAACCACUCUGUCCUAGAAAGUGUAUGUUUGUGUGUAACGUGCAGGGAUCUGGUAUAGGAGGGUCAUA